Rhizoctonia solani is the source of this 3579-nucleotide messenger RNA. RefSeq lists its product as uncharacterized. Lineage: Eukaryota; Fungi; Basidiomycota; Agaricomycetes; Cantharellales; Ceratobasidiaceae. The record is from RefSeq and is a predicted model, not a curated record. The coding region runs from base 1 to 3579 and encodes 1192 amino acids. The transcript is spliced from 16 exons.
AUGUCGAACCCGAGGGGAGCAAUAGACCCAAUCCCAAAGCUAUUCCAAGGGACUUGGGAGGGCGAAAACAAAAUUGUGGUGGGAAUUGAUAUUGGAACGACGCAGAGUGGAGUAGCUUUUGCAUUUCUUGAGAAAGGCCAGGAUCAAGCUAUCCAGCGGGUCACCCAUUGGCCAGGACAAGAGGCCCAGAGUCUCGCGAGCAAAAUACCGACUCUCGUGUGGUAUAACACGGAUAAGGAGGCCGUCUCAUUCGGCGCCGAAGCCCUAUCGCCACAGGCAGAAGAGGAAGCCGAGGACAAUGAGUGGCAACUUGCGAGGCAUUUCAAGUUACACUUGCAUCCCGGGAGCAUGAGGAACGAGCAUGGGCUAGCUCUCGAUCCAUUGCCACCUGGCAUCUCCCUCCUACGAGUCUACUCUGACUUCUUGGGCUACCUUAUUCGCCAUACGCAGACAUUUUUCGAGGAUCGCAUUAUAGAUGGAAGGCUUAUAUGGCAGAAACACAGGCCCAGUAUGCAGUUCAUCAUUGCCCAUCCUAACGGUUGGGGAAUUCGUGAACAAGCAUUCCUCCGAACUGCAGCAACCAACGCAGGUCUCGUUACGAAUGCUACCGCUGCUACUUGUAUUCGAUUCGUAACAGAGGCUGAGGCCUCGGUCCACUUUUGUAUCUACCAUACGAACCUCGGUAGCCGCUUGAAGCCUGGGAUGAAAUUUGCUGUUUGCGACGCUGGCGGUUCCACCGUAGACACAACAGCGUACUCCGUUAUUUCAACCCGCGUUCCUAUUGAGCUGGAAGAGGCACACGCUUCGGCAUGUGUGCAAGCUGGGGCAAUAUUUGUCAAUGCGGCUGCCGAGCAGCACAUCCAAAGGACUCUAACUAGUGCCAACCUACCUUCGGAAGAUGUUGCUGACUAUUCAAAACGAGGCAUUCAGGAUUUUGAGAAAAACCUCAAGCGACAAUUCGCUGGAUCUGCGGACUCCAAGACGGUAGAGGUUGCCGGCACUCGCACAAACUAUCCAGCUAUCGGAAUCCGUCGUGGACAUAUGUCCUUGUCAGGGGAAAGGGUUCAAAAGUUCUUCGACAUUUGUGUGAAUGAGAUCAAGUCAAGUGUAGAUCAACAGAUUCAGGGGUUAAACAUUUCACACAUACUUCUUGUUGGAGGGUUUGGGGAUAGCCCAUACCUCCGACGGGUGUUCAAAGAUCGCUACGAGCCACAGGGCUGUCAGAUCACUCUCACUAAUGACUCCACAUCAAAGGCAGUUGCCGAUGGUGCAAUCAUCUGGAGUACGACAAGUAACGUCACUGGUCGUGCACCUCGCUCUUCGUUUGGUAUAGAAACAUCGAUGCGCUAUAAUUCUGGAAACGUGGAUCAUCAGGGACGCGAGGUUAUAACUUGCCCCUCAGGUAACCAGAAGGUUUCUGGCAUAUGGUCGCAGAUUGCUGCAAAGGGUGUGACUAUCGAUGCAAGGGCUGUUGCACGCGAAUCAUUUUCUCAAGCUUUUAGCUCGCCGAAUCCAGACUUGAGCAAUUUCGAGGUAUCUCUUAUUUCAUAUGCUAACAACGGAGAGCCAAUGUGGGCGAGGGACAAGCGAGGUGUAUUCGCUAAUGGAUUUCAAAACUGUUGUACCAUCUCCGCUGAUUUGACAAACCUGAGCGGGGCACUAGAACCUAGGAUUGGUGUACAUGGUAACAAGUAUUGGCGCCUGUAUUUUGAAGUUUGUAUCCGAUUUGGAGGAACAGAGCUUGAAGCCUACUUGGAGUGGGAAGAGAGGGGCGCUACCCGUACCGGUGACGUCACCAUUGUACCAGACGACCCAGUCGAAGAGAUACUCGGCCGAUUUAACACUCCACGAGAGGAUUUUAUUUAUACUGCCUCCGAGCACAUGGGGAUAGGGCCCGAAAGUGAUAUAAGAAACUCCGCUAUAUCCAUUCAAAAGACUGUUAUCAACGGACAUCCGUUCAAGCUCAUCAACACCCCAGGAUUUGAUGACCCACAUAAAGGCAAUCUUGAGGUGUUUGUAGACAUUGCUCGAUAUCUACUGAGCGAGGAACUCAAGUCUGGCGUCAAAGGCAUAGUAUAUGUGCACUGCGCGACCGACCCCCUGCAGAGUAGAUCUUUGAUAGAAAACCUGAACGUGCUAUUCAACAUACUGCUUGGUCAACCUGCUCUUCGCAUCCUCACGGUCCUAGUUGUCCCACCUUCCUCUAAGGGGGUGGAAGAUGCCGGCGCCGUCGUUGCUGAUAUGCAGACCUCUGACUCAGCUUUCUCCGCAGCCCAAAAGGCUGAGGCUCGCAUCAUGGCUUCUGUGCUUGAUGAUGUGGAUGUGUUUAAUGUUCUCAGCAAUUUCAUGAAGAACGAUCUUGUCCAGCUGAAAGUCCAGCGCGAUCGACCUGCCAAUAUUCGUCACACCAUUGAGCAAGCCCUGGGAUACUGUGAUAUCAGCUCAGUCAGUGCUGCCCUGACUCGUCAGAAGGAAGAAACGACGCGACAGUAUCAACCUAGUCUCGUGGCCGCCAAGAGGGAGCUAGAAGUAACUCGAACCGCACUCGAGCACGCGCGAAGACUACUGGCCGAAACCCAGGAGAAAGCGGAGAGGUACCAAGCCGGAUAUCGCCAGCUGGAAGUCCAAAUCGGAGGAGAACAAAAACGCUCGCAAGACCUAGCUCGUAAGCUCCAAGACACCCAGGCUGAGUAUUCUUCAUUACGAUCUCAGCUCCAACUGCAAGAGAACACCGAACAGAGUGAGAUCGUACUCGGUCUCAAAGACAUCAACCGAGCUAUCGAAGAUAUCGGCCGUGCGUUUUCUGCACACUUCACCGACCGGCAUGCAAACGCAGCAUUCAACAAAGAUCCAUUAGAGGUCACUACAUUAGACGCUCGAGACUUGACCGCAUUACAAGUCGCAUUCAACCAUAUGGAAGGAGAGCCAUCUUUUAUCAAGUCCUCAGAUGGUGCUGGCAUGAUGGUCGAGGACUUCUUUGACUACGGUAUCCGCCAUCUGCUCUGCUCGUUCUUAUGGCAGCGCAUUUUCACUCCCUUCCAUCCCCGACUUAACGAUCCAUUCGAUCAGCUAUUGACGGGUAUCUACCAAAACAUACAACGACGAGAGCCUCAAGCUGCAUCAGGCAAGUGGCGUGUAAACACAUAUAUAGGUAUCGACUCGAGCGACCACGAAGGCCUUGCAAAAGGCGAGAUUAUUGCAAGCCAUGCAACACACUUCUGUGAAGGGAUCAUCGCCAUUGCAAAAGCGUUCUUCGGUCAGGACCAGGACGUUCAGCUUGAAGCAGCUCACUCCAGUCAGGUCCACAAGCUGAUGCAAGAAGCAUGGGACUGGAAUGCACAACUGAAAGGAAAGGUGGUCGUUCUGGGCGACUUUUAUCAGAUACGCUACGAACCGCGAUCGCCCCUUGACCCCAAUUUCAUGGAAGAGUUCGAGCCACGCAAAGGGGUUAGCGCCGAAAAGAUACUGGGUACGCUGGGGCUGGGGUUGAUAUCUGCACAGGCUGUGGGUGGAGAGCAACCUCUCGAGACAACGGUUGUAUGCAAAGCAACCGUCGCGACCGAAAGCCUGUACAGCUAG